AUUUGUUGAUUGUAUAGGAUUUGAAUGUAAUAAUCAUACUACAAUGCUCUCUCUAACAUGAAUUAUUAUUUUCAAUUAUAUACAGACCUACGUAAUCCAAUCAAAUUGAAGACAAUAUUAAUAUUUAGAAAUUAGUUCCUUUCGACAAUUACAUAUAUAUAUAUAGACACAGUAUAAAUAUUCCAUUAUUUUUAUUCUAUGUCAAAUGAUACCGACUGCAUCAUCAAUUGAUCAUAAAUCAUUUUCAGAAAUCAUGAAUGGUGAAAAGUUUAAUUAUCAAACAACAUAUUUUAAUGAAGAAUCAUCAUCAAUUCAAAAUUCAACAGACAAUUUGACAAAUUCUCAAGCAUCAGAUAUCACAGAACAAACAGAAUCUGACUCAUUUCAGAAUAAUGAAAAUGACAUAGAUACAUCUGAAAUAUCCUCUGUUGUGACUACUCCUACUACUACUACUACUACUACUACUACUAAGUCGUCAUCAAAUGCGGAUAUUAUCACUUCUAAUGAGACUGAAGUUGAAAAUCAUUGUUCACCAAUCGAUAACAACGAUAUUAGUUUAUUAUCUCAGCCAAAUUCACAUUCUUCAACAUAUCGUUCACCUGCUCCAUUUUGGUAUGAACCAUUAGCUGUGGCUGCCAACAAUGCUUGUGAUUAUACAAUUAAGAUUACUUUAGAAAUGGCUAAAUCAGGUCAAGCUCCUAGACCAGUACGUGUUUAUGCAGAUGGAGCAUAUGAUAUGUUUCAUUCUGGCCAUGCACGUCAAUUAAUGCAAGCGAAAUGUGCUUUCCCUGAUACUUACUUAAUUGUUGGUGUCUCAAAUGAUGCAGAUGUUCAUCAUUACAAAGGUCGUACAGUUAUGAAUGAGAAAGAACGUUAUGAAGCUAUACGACAUUGUCGUUAUGUAGAUGAAGUUAUCAAUGAUGCUCCUUGGUCUAUUACAAGUGAAUUUUUACAGAAACACAAGAUUGAUUUUGUUGCACAUGACGACAUUCCAUAUGCAUCACCUGACAGUGAAGAUGUGUACAAACCGCUGAAAGAGGCUGGCAUGUUUCUUGUAACUCAACGUACAGAAGGAAUUUCUACUACUGAUGUAAUUGGACGAAUUGUACGUGAUUAUGAUAUUUAUUUAAGAAGAAAUAUACGACGUGGAUUAUCUCGUAAAGAUUUAAAUAUUAGUUAUAUGAAAGAAAAAAGUAUUCAAUUACAAGAUAAUCUUGAAACAAUGAUGAAACGUGGUUCUACUUUUAUACAAAAUUUCGAUAGUAAACGUCGUGAAUUUGUUGAUCAAUUAGAAGAUAUUUCACAUGAAGUUGUUCGUUCAUUUAUGCGUAUUUUUGGUUCUGAUGGUCAUUUACGUCAUUGGUGGUCAUCACGUCAUUGUAAACGACCGAUAUCAUCGUUAAGUUCCACUUUUUACACACCACAAACAUCACCAACAUGUAGUGCUAGUGAAGAUGAUGAUGAUGAUGACGAUAAUAAGUCAGAUGAACCAUAUCGUAAUAAAAAACCAAGAAAAUGUUAUAGUAUGUCAACGUUUAGAUCAAAAUCCAGUAGUCCAUUUAGUGAUUCCGAUGAACAACAGAUCAAUGAACAAAGCAUAUUAUUACGCACAAAACGACCUCAUGAAGAUGACGAUUACCUUUCAACAUUCCAAACUGAAACUACUACCAUUACAAAGAAUACUACUACUACUAGUAGUAGUACAACUACUACAUCUGCCUUAAACAGAUAUACAAAUGAAACACGACGUAGUUCCUAUUCUCGACAAGGAUCAAAGAGUGAACCUAGACUACGUAGAAACAAUUAUCAUAGUGUUGUACAUUAUUCCACAGGAAGAAAUGAUUCAUAUAACAAAAAGAAAUAAUGUGUGUUUUAUUUCUUUAUUCUAAAAAAUAGUCAAUGAUCAUUUAAAAUUCUCUUUUUUUAUAAUGCUCAAUUCAUAAUAUGUCAAUCCUUUUUUUUAUUUUAUUGACAUAUGAAUGUAGUUAGAGUUUGUAUGAUAACUAACGCAGGAUCUCCUCAACCAACAAUCUGUGUAUCACACACACACACGCACACACACUUACUGAAUAAAUUCAACUCUUUUUUUUACUUUUUAAUUCAAUGAUAACAAUAAUGAUGAUUACAAAAAUACCGAUUGUUUUACACAGACACAUUAAUGACAUAGUCGGUGUGAGAAAAAAUCAAUAAAGUUUGUGCUAACCAAUAUGCCCACCUUUAUGUAUUUAUUUUUAUGUAUGUACUUGUGUUUGUAACUGCUUGUUCCAAGUAAACAAUUUUUUCUCAUAGAAGCGAGAUGAAAAAUCUUGAGAUAAUUAACGUUUUAGUUAGAAUUUCUUCAUAUCGAAAUAAAAUGCUCUGAAUUCAAUUACAGUUGUGUAUGUGUGUAUGUGUGUGCGCCCGUGCCCGCACAGCAGUUUCUUGUUUAAUCGAGUGAAAUUUAUUUCAAAACUUUCCCUCUCUCUCUCUGUGACAUCAUUGGAAGUUUGAUGAUUGUCUCUUUGUGAAUUUACUUUUUACCUUUGAUGAAAUAGAAUGAUACUAGGAUUAUGUGUUUUGUUCCAGUCAAUCGAUUAUGUGUGUACGUAUGUGUGUGUGUAUUGUAUGCCUAUGGAUAAUUUUACUCACUUGUACAUCCUUUGGUUUUUUUUGAAGAAAACGGAAAAAAUAAAGUCAUUUCAUCUGAUUGUUAUUGAAUUGUUUUUUUUUAGAAAAAAAAAUAAAACUUUCAAUUUAAAUCAUUUUGGCGGUUGUUAUUUAGAUGUUUUAUUUUCGAUUUUGCUAAAUAAAUCAAACUUCUUCAGGCAAAUAAUAAUAUAUAAUGAAAAAAAAGUGCUAAAAAUUAUUCAAACUUAAAUCAUUG
Schistosoma turkestanicum is the source of this 2863-nucleotide messenger RNA. The record is from the annotation of a GenBank genome assembly. Lineage: Eukaryota; Metazoa; Platyhelminthes; Trematoda; Strigeidida; Schistosomatidae.